UUUAUUGGAAAAAGAAAACAAUCUAGGAGUAAAAAAACUCUUCACCGCCGAAGCUCGUCGGUGGUGCUCCGCCCGUCCGCCGUGCCCGCCUGCCCCCUGUAGAGCCUGCGUCCGCCGCGCUAGCUGGCCGGCGCCUCACCGCCGUGGAUCUGGCCUCAUCAGCCUCGCACUCCCCACCCGCAUCGUUCCCGAACCGCACCACCAACGCUCGCCGCGUGCUCCUCCUUCCGCCACCGAUUCAAUCUGACGGGACGAGAGCUGGGGGAGCACGGGCGCGUCCGAUUCGGUGCCGUCUCAUGGUGGUGCUUCGGCGGGCAUCUCUCGUCUCCGAGCAGCCGAACACGAGAGAUCCCACCCGCGGCGCCGAAUCCAUUCUGCAGUGAGAGAUGUGCAAGAUAUUGUGAAUUUGUUGCCGAUGCGUAUCUGAAGAACUUUGCAUCAAGGUUCAUUCACAUGUUCUAGUAGUUUAACUAUUUUUUUCUUGCUUCUUACAGUUGACCUGACCAUUGCUCACAUCUUGUAUGUUCAUGUCCUCUUGGAAAGAUCCUUAGUAGUGCCCGGAGCCCAUUUCCCCGCAAUCCAGUAGUCUCACCGUUGCUGGUCGGACUUUCUGUAGUGCUUCUCUAUUAGGAGGCAAAAUGAAUUUGCUUAAAUCUGAAAUCUGUUUUUUGCUCCUCUGUAUAUGGUUUAAUAUGGUGUGCCCCCUUUAAAUGAUUCAGCUGAUCAUGGUGUUCAGCAAGGUCGAAGUGAACCUGAGAAGGCUGCUUCAGGAGGCUCCUCAGCAGCAGAAUCAGGCCAAGCUUGCCCAUUACAUAUCCACAGCCAGGGAGCUAUUGGAGCAGCUUGGAGCAGAAAUUACAACUGAAGGAGUACCAAGAGUUUCGAAAGCUAAGCUCAGUGAGUAUUCAGAAAAGAUUGAGGCGCUAGCUGCCACAUUUUCUGCUCCAGUGACAGAAAAUGACGAUCCAGUUGAUGAGAUCAAAGAAGAAAGCUCUUUGGAAAGAGAAAAGGUUGAAGGUCCAAUAUCCUUAUCAGCAGUAUUGAGAAGGAGAUCAACGGCUCAGGUGGAAGCUGGUACAAGCAAUAAUGAGAGGAAAGAGAGGGACACUGGAGCACCUAUUAAAUUGGAUUCAGAAGCUCAGGCUCACAUUGAGAAGCAUAGGAACCUGCAAGACAGUCUGAUAGACGAAAUGGUUGACUUAGCACGCCAGCUGAAGGAAAGUAGCCUUGUAGUGAACCAAUCCGUGCAAGAUACAGUGAAGAUCCUUGAUUCCACUGAGAGAGCCAUGGAGCAUAGCUUGGCAAGCACCGGGAGCGCAACGGCGCGAGCCUCUGAGGUCUACUCGCUGGCCUCCAAGACAACCUGCUUCCAGUGGUUGCUCAUCUUUCUGAUGACCUGCAUGUUCGUCAUGGUGGUUAUGCUCAUACGGGUCACCUGAUGUCGUUCGCCGCGACCACUGAAAACACUGUCAUCAAUAGCCGUUAAGAUUGUACAAUCUUCUAAAUGAUCCUUCUGAACAUAAACACGAACCAGUGUUCCGGAAGGAGCAUUGCUUCUCACUGUCAUUGUGCAGUUCGCUGAAGAAAGAUGCAUCGGCACUCUGUGCACCCAGGUAACUGUCAAGUUUCAGAGAACUCUGAAUAUUGUGGCUUCAGAAUAUACUUAAACUUGUUCUGCAUUGAUAUAUUAGUCAAGAGUAUUGAAAACAUUCUUCGUCCU
Messenger RNA from Aegilops tauschii subsp. strangulata, 1720 nucleotides. RefSeq lists its product as uncharacterized. The record is from RefSeq and is a predicted model, not a curated record. Lineage: Eukaryota; Viridiplantae; Streptophyta; Magnoliopsida; Poales; Poaceae. Gene Ontology annotation, molecular function: SNAP receptor activity. Gene Ontology annotation, cellular component: SNARE complex; endoplasmic reticulum. Gene Ontology annotation, biological process: retrograde vesicle-mediated transport, Golgi to endoplasmic reticulum.